UACUAGUAUUACCUCUAGCUAAGCUGCUCUGCCAUGGCUACUCUGUUCUGUUUCUUUGCUGCUCUCUUCUUAUUGUUUCUCAUACCUCUAUUCCGAAAGAUGCUAUCCCUGGCUCGUCGCCAGAAAUUGCCGUUACCGCCCGGCACAUUGGGUUGGCCAUAUGUUGGAGAAACCUUCCAACUCUAUUCCCAGAACCCAAAUGUCUUCUUUGCUUCCAAACAGAAGAGGUAUGGGUCUAUAUUCAAGAGCCAUAUAUUGGGUUGCCCUUGCGUGAUGAUCUCAAGCCCUGAAGCCGCGAAAUUCGUGUUGUCGACACGGGCUGAUCUCUUUAAGCCUACAUUUCCUGCCAGCAAAGAAAGGAUGCUGGGCAGGCAGGCCAUCUUCUUCCACCAGGGAGAUUAUCACAUGAAAUUGAGGAAGCUUGUUCUGAGAGCUUUCAUGCCUGAGGCCAUCAAGAACAAAAUCUCCAAUAUCGAAGCAAUUGCUGUUGAAGCUCUUCGAUCGUGGGAAGGACAAUCCAUCAAUACUUUCCAAGAGAUGAAGACGUACUCAUUCAAUGUGGCCCUACAAUCCAUCUUUGGAAAGGAUGAAAUCCACUACAGAGAGCAAUUGAAGAGGUGCUAUUACAUUCUUGAGAAGGGUUAUAAUUCAAUGCCCAUAAACCUCCCAGGGACUCUUUUCCACAAAUCAAUGAAAGCAAGGAAAGAGCUUGCUCAGAUCCUGGCUAAGAUCCUCUUCUCCAGGAGACAGAGGAAGGAAGAAAGCAAUGACUUGUUGGGUUCCUUCAUGGGUGAGAAAGCAGGUCUCACCGACGAACAGAUUGCCGACAAUGUCAUCGGUGUUAUCUUCGCCGCUCGAGACACCACAGCCAGCGUACUGACAUGGAUCGUUAAGUACCUCGGAGAGAACCCAAGUGUUCUACAAGCUGUCACUGAGGAGCAAGAGUCGAUAAUUAAGUCUAAAGACGAGAGUUGUCAAGAACAGAUUCUUAAUUGGGCAGAUACCAAGAACAUGCCAAUUACUUCAAGAGUUAUUCAAGAGACACUCAGGGUUGCUUCCAUCCUUUCUUUCACUUUCAGAGAAGCCGUUGAAGAUGUUGAAUAUGAAGGUUACCUUAUACCAAAAGGGUGGAAAGUUUUACCACUAUUCAGGAACAUUCACCAUAGCCCGGAUAACUUUACAGACCCUGAGAAGUUUGAUCCUUCAAGAUUUGAGGUUGCUCCAAAACCCAAUACAUUCAUGCCAUUUGGAAAUGGGACCCACUCCUGCCCUGGGAAUGAACUAGCCAAGAUGGAGAUGUUGGUCCUUCUACAUCACCUGACCACCAAGUACAGGUGGUCAGUGGUAGGUCCACAGAAUGGAAUUCAGUAUGGCCCAUUUGUUCUUCCACAGAAUGGAUUACCCAUCAGAUUAAGUCUCAAGACCUGA
Messenger RNA from Telopea speciosissima, 1428 nucleotides. RefSeq names its product abscisic acid 8'-hydroxylase CYP707A2. The record is from RefSeq and is a predicted model, not a curated record. Gene Ontology annotation, molecular function: oxidoreductase activity, acting on paired donors, with incorporation or reduction of molecular oxygen, NAD(P)H as one donor, and incorporation of one atom of oxygen; heme binding; iron ion binding. NCBI's taxonomy places the organism in Eukaryota, Viridiplantae, Streptophyta, Magnoliopsida, Proteales, Proteaceae. Gene Ontology annotation, biological process: abscisic acid metabolic process; sterol metabolic process. Bases 34 to 1428 code for a protein of 464 amino acids. The transcript is spliced from 6 exons.